AUGGCUCCUUCACUUCUUCGCAGCUCCUUCCGUGUUGUCCAGCAGGCCAUGGCCAGCAGCCCACGAGUCGCUCUCCGCACCACCACUCCAUCACAGAUGAGCCGCACCUGGAUGCGCGCCGGUCAGGCUGGAAUGUACUCGACUGGCAAAGGAUCAGGAGCAGGAGCUGGAGAUGACGAUAUGCUGGAUGCUAUGAUGGCUGGUAUGGAGUCGGAUUUCGCUGUGCCAACAUCUACUUCAGAAACCACCUCCACCACUACAGAAACAACAUCUGCUUCUUCAGAAGGAUCUGUUGAUCCUGAGCCUACCUUUGUCGCCACACCUGUUGAUCUCGAGAAGCGUCUUAAGGCUCUCAUGCCAGAAUACAUGUCAAUGGGCGGUCAGUUGGCACCAAAGCCAAAGUCGGCAUUGAAGAGCAACCCUUCUUCGAACUCCUUGACGAUCGCUCAGCUUUUGGCCGCAGGAUUGCAUUUGGGACACAGCACGUCGCUCUGGAACGUGGCCUCGAUGCCCUUUGUCUUUGGUAUCCGUGAGGGGAUCAGUAUCAUCAACCUCGAGCACACCUUGACCCACCUCCGUCGCGCCUGCACCGUCACCAAGGCCGUCGCCCGUCAGGGAGGAAUCAUCCUCUUCAUCGGUACCCGUGAGGGCGUCGAUCAUGUCACCAUCGACGCUGCAAAGUCUUGCAGCGCCUACUAUGUUGCCUCCAAGUGGUGCCCCGGCACCAUCACCAACGCCCAGGAAAUUGUUGGCCCCCACACCCCCCGUCUCCCUGACGCCCGUGCCGGAGACCUCGCCAAGCCCUUCCGCCCCGACUUGGUCAUUGUCCUCAACCCCCUUGAGAACAUGAUCGCCAUCAAGGAGGCUACCCGGUUCAACAUCCCCACCAUCGCCAUCACAGAUACCGAUGUCGACCCCCGCAUCGUUUCUUACCCUAUCCCUGCCAACGACGACUCUGUCCGCGGUGUCGAGUUGGUCGCCAAGGUCUUGGCUGAAGCUGCCAAGGAGGGCAACGUCCUUGCAGCAGAGGCUUCCAAGGUCCAGUCCAGACAAAGGAUCGAGGGCCGUAUGGAUCGCAUGAAGGCUAGAAGCCCACGCGCAUAG
This is a messenger RNA of Linnemannia hyalina, 1104 nucleotides long. The record is from the annotation of a GenBank genome assembly. NCBI's taxonomy places the organism in Eukaryota, Fungi, Mortierellomycota, Mortierellomycetes, Mortierellales, Mortierellaceae.